Rotaria sordida is the source of this 1398-nucleotide messenger RNA. The record is from the annotation of a GenBank genome assembly. Lineage: Eukaryota; Metazoa; Rotifera; Eurotatoria; Philodinida; Philodinidae.
AUGGAUUUAGUCGUAACUAAUAAUGGCACUAACAAUACAGCUCUACUUGUCGGAUAUGGCAACGGCACUUUUGCCAGUCCAAAAAUGUAUUCAACUGGAUCUUCUUCAUCAAUCUCCAUUGCCAUAGGUGAUUUAAACAGAGAUAAUCGUUUAGACAUUGCUGUCAUCAAUAAUGAUACGAAUACCAUAAGUAUCAUGCUUGGUUAUGACGAGUUUUUUCCAAUACAAACGACAUAUUUAACUGAUCGUGCCCCAUACUUUUUAGCUCUUGGUGAUUUUAAUAAUGACAUCGAACUGGAUAUCGUCGUCGCUAAUCAGUUGAACAAUACUAUAAGUAUCCUUCUCGGAUAUGGAAAUGGUUCUUUUGCACAUCAAGUGACGUACUCAACUGGCUCUAAACCGUUGUCUGUAGCUCUUGGGGACUUUAACAACGAUACUCAACUAGAUAUCGUCGUUACUAAUGCGGAUAACAACACUGUAAGUGUCCUUCUCGGAUAUGGCAAUGGCUCUUUUGCAAAUCAAACAACAUAUUCAACUGGUUCUGCACCAUACUCUGUAGCUGUUGGUGAUUUUAACAACGACAACCGACUGGAUAUCGUCGUCGCUAAUUGGGGUGAAAAUACUACAAGUGUCCUUCUCGGAUAUGGCAAUGGUUCUUUUGCAAAUCAAACGACAUAUUCAACUGGCUUCGGGCCACAGUCUGUAGCUGUUGGUGAUUUUAAUAACGACGUCCGACUGGAUAUCGUCACCGCUAAUUUUGGUGACAACACUAUAAGUGUACUUCUCGGAUAUGGCAAUGCUUCUUUUGCAAAUCAAACAACAUAUUCAACUGGCUCUGGGUCACGCUCUGUAGCUGUUGGUGAUUUUAAUAACGACAGCCGACAGGAUAUCGUCGUUGCUAAUUUCAAUGACAACAAUGUAGGUGUACUACUUCGGUAUGACAGAGGAGCUCUGAAAGACAAAAUCACAUUUGCAUCUGGCGAUGGUUCUCGUUUACGAAGCUUUGCUGUUUUUGACUUCAAUAAUGAUAGCCUACUAGAUAUUGCUGUUGCCAACUAUGGUACCAAUAACAUCAGUAUUCUUCUUGGACAUGAGAAUGGCACGUUUGGAAACCAAAUGAUGUUUUCAACGGGCUUAAAUUCUCAUCCUUACUCAAUGGCUAUCCAUGAUUUUAAUAAAGACGGUCAAGCAGAUAUAGCCGUAGCGAAUUAUGGUAGUAAAAAACUUGUUGCAUUUCUGGGCAGUGGGAACGGAACAUUUGAAAAUCAAGCGAGUUACGGUGUAAAUUUCGAUUUCGCUCCAUUGAUGGUUGGUGCUGGCAGUUUCAACAAAGAUGGACGUUCAGAAAUUUUGGUGUACGGAUAUUAUGUGAUCAAGUUUGUAGUCAAUUUAUCAUGA